CCUGCCAACCAUUCCCCCUGGGAACCUCUGGGAUGGGGGAAAAGGAGGCCGGGGACAGGAGGGGGCUCUGCCGGACAAGGUGCAAUCUCUCCAGGCCACCCCCUUUUUGUCAGGCUGCCAGAUCUGCCCCACGGAGUCCCGUUUGGGGCUUCCAGAACUUCCAUGUGUGCCCACCUCCCUUCCUCCCUCUCGCCCCCCCCCCCGAUUGAUUGGGGCUGCAGAGGCAGGAGGAGGGGGUCCUGCACUUUGAUGCCCCCCAUCCCCUCCCCGAUCCUGGAAUGCUAUGGGCGGCUUCCCUCCCUGCUUGCUCCCUCCAGUCCCAGGUGCCUCCGAGGUGGAGGCUGUGUGUGCUUUUCUUAAGGUGGAGCCUUAUCAGGGGCAGGCGAAAGACGACACGGCCCUGAACGGCCUCCGGCUGCAUUGCACGCGUGGCAGCCACGGUGGGAGGGCCAAGGCCACAACGGUGGAGUCCCAGAGCAACGUGUGGGGCCACUGGACUGACCCCCUCUGGUGCUCCCCGGGCAGCUACCUGACGGGCUUCUCUCUGCGGGUGGAGCGUGUCCGGCGUGGCAUCACCGACUACAUGGGUGCCACCAAUAUCCGCUUCGCCUGCUCAGACAAGAAGGUCCUGGAGGGGCCAGGGCUGCCCUGGGGGGAGUACGGAGCCUGGAGCCCCUCCUGCCUGAAGGGCCUGUGCGGGAUCCAGACCAAGCAGGAGGCCAUCCGGGGUGUCCUGGUGGAUGACUCCGCCCUCAACGACCUCCGCUUCCUCUGCUGCACCCAGUGACCCCCACGGAGCCCCCACAGGUCCCCCCCCCAGCUUCUCCCAGGACCCCCCGCCCGACUUCUGCCAAGAAGACCCCUCAGAGUGGACGGAGGCUGCAGCAGAGAGCCGUUUAUUUGGGGGCUUCCAAUAAACCUUCGCGAUUGCACCCCU
This is a messenger RNA of Thamnophis elegans (Western terrestrial garter snake), 937 nucleotides long. It is a transcript of the gene VMO1, whose product is annotated as vitelline membrane outer layer 1 homolog. Lineage: Eukaryota; Metazoa; Chordata; Lepidosauria; Squamata; Natricidae. The record is from RefSeq and is a predicted model, not a curated record. Bases 284 to 787 code for a protein of 167 amino acids. The transcript is spliced from 4 exons.